Messenger RNA from Amphibalanus amphitrite, 6518 nucleotides. RefSeq lists its product as uncharacterized. The record is from RefSeq and is a predicted model, not a curated record. Bases 129 to 4874 code for a protein of 1581 amino acids. Gene Ontology annotation, molecular function: protein binding. Gene Ontology annotation, biological process: developmental pigmentation. Gene Ontology annotation, cellular component: cytoplasm. Lineage: Eukaryota; Metazoa; Arthropoda; Thecostraca; Balanomorpha; Balanidae. The transcript has 7 exons.
CCUGCAUGUUUGAAUAUCUUGUUUUUAUCUUCAGAUUCUUGACUGGAUUAGCUAACUAAUAUUUAUGCAAGAUUCCCUUGAUCAAGAACCUGAGAACUCCAGCAAGUGCUCAUUUUUGUACCAGCACCAUGGAAAAGGAGCCGUUCUUGCCAUUUGAGGACAUCUCCUUGGAGGGGUUGUCGCAACCUCUGAAAGGAAGAACAAGGAUUCAGUACACAUGUUUCACGGUAUCGAACCAGUUCAUCAUGAUCGGCACCAACACCGGCGGCGUCUACGUAUUCAACAGAAAAUCACGACAGUUUGUCAGCAUUCUCCCGGGGCAGGCGGGCGCGGUCACCUGCCUUGCCAUCGACCCCGGCGAGCAGCUGGUGGCGGCCGGCUCGGUACAGGGCGGGGUCAGCGUCUACGCGUGUCCGACGGCGCGCAGCUGGUCCGGCCAGCUGACGGCGCUCGCCCGGCUCGACUCUGAGGUGCGCGCCGUCUGCUGGCGACACGCCCACUGGUCCGGACGGCUGCUCUACGUCGGCACCGCCGCCGGGAAGGUCCUCUCGCUGUCCGUCAGCAGGAGAAAGAGCCCGGCGGCGUCGGCCACCAUCACACCGAUGCUGCAGCUCGACUCGGCCGUGAGUGAGCUGGUGCUCUGUGGACAGACCCUGCUCGUCUCCACACUCGGCUUCUGUUACCUCUGCAACGUGCAGAUGGAGGUGUUUGCCCAGGUGGGCACCCAGCCGCGCUCGGGCCGGCUGGGCGCCUGUUUCCUCGGCGAGACGGUGUUCUGCGCACGGCCCGGCCUGCGGCUCUGGGAGGUGCGCCUAUCGGGCCAGGUGAGCAGCACACACCAGCUAAAACCGGCGCUGGACGAGGCCACGGCGCGGCGCGUGGUCUCCGCCUGCGACCAGCCGGCCUGUCUGCAGGACGGCGGCAGCGGCGGCGGCAAGUCAGCGCUCGGCCUGCUCAAGCUGGUGCCGCUGUCGGGCGGCGCGGUGGCCGCCUUCUCUGGGGACGCUCUGUUUGUGUUUGAGCUGGCGGCGCGGCGCGUGCUGCUCUGGACCAGCGUGCACGCCAAGGUACGUGACCUGGCCGCCGUCGGAGACGAGCUGUACGUGCAGUGUGAGGGCGGAGCGCUGCGGCGCCUCCUGGUGCGCCGGCCGUCACAGAUUGUCCGUGAACUCCGCGCCAGUCGCGGCGCCGGCGAGUGCGCCCGGUUCCUGAUGUCGCACACUGAGCUGACGGACCUGUGUCGCACCCAGCUGCCACUACAGGUGCUCAGGGAGGCCGUGCGUCAGUUCGCCGACGACGAGGCUAUGCAGGUGGAGCUGAAGCGGCUGGCGGCGGUUCUCAGAGACAGGCUGUCGGAAGACGGUGUCGCUGUUGAGGCAGAGUCUCCGGCACCGACACGGCGACGGUCCAGCGCUACCACGUCGAGCGAAUCCGAACGGACGCCGAGGCAGGCAACAACGCCGCUCACCAACGGUAGAACCGAGAAGAAGUCAGUCCAUAAGCGAGCUGCAGCGGAAACUGCAAAGAAGCCGCAGAAGAAGUUAGCGGAGACCAGAAAAGAAGGCGAGAAUGUUACUGAAACCCAGGAAAGCGAUGUGUUGAAGAAGCCGACCGCUGAGCCAGCGUCUGAAGCAGCAGAGGAGGAGAAAAAGCAGCCGGCGCCAGAGAAGGACUGUUCAGUGACAGACGCGGAACGCCCGGGCACAGACGAGGAACGUCCGGUUUCGAACGCUAUCCCGGCCGAUGGCUGUCUGGAGGAGCUGCCCGUUGCGCCAGUACCGAAGCCAGACGCUGCGCUGGUCCCGGAGUCAACCACUGAGUUGGUAUCAAAGUCAUUCACUGAUGCGGUACCGGAGUCACCCGCUGCACCGAAUAUCUCAGAGCCACCUGUUCUGCUGGUCCUGGAGCCACCCGCUGCACCAGCAGCAAAUCGUGCUUCGCCGGAGCCAAAGCUUCCUAAUGCGACGGCGCCGCAGCCUCCAGUGCCGCCAAUGCCAGAGCCCCCGCGAGCGCCGAAGCCGCAGGCUGCGCCGGUUCCGAAGCCGCCCGUUGCGUCGGCACCGCAACCGCCCUCAAACCCGGCCGAUGAUGCGAUUGUGUUCAGAUCUAGUCGUAAGCGGCGGGUGCGGCCCCGGCCCCGACUCGCUGAUCGGCCGACCAGCGCGUCCCCUGAAUCACGGCCGCCGGAUCCGCCGGCUGCAGCUGUAACAGAAUCGCCAUCACCGUCCGAUCGGCUGCCUCAAAGACAGCCAGCACCAUCGACCUCGCCCCCUUUACCACCGCCCCCGCCGCCGCCGCCACCGCCAAUGCCGACACAGCCACCGCUAACGGCUCCCAUGGAGUGGCAAGAUUCGCUGAGUGAUGGCUCUCCACGGCGUGGUGCGCCCGCCGCCGCCGCUCAGCUGGGCGCGUAUGGCUACACCCCUGGCCUGGCGCUGCACCCAGAAGUGCUGGACGCCUUUUCAGAUCUGGUGGAGGACGUCAAGGGUGCCGUGUCCUCUGGUGCUCAACGGUUAGUGCAGCGUUGGCGUCGGCAAGCCUCGGGACCAGUCGGUGACUCGAACCCUCCUGACAGGACACCGGAGCGGCCGGAGCAGAGUGAGCAUAGCCAGGAUGUUGGUAGCCAUCCGCGCGUUGACUGUAGCGAAGUUAAGGGUGCUACGAGCGGAGACCGCCGGGACGUCGACAGUGCGUCGCUUGGAAAUAGUCCUACCGUGUCCCCGACCGAGACAGCUCUCUCCGAGCUGGCAGCGGCGGCGGCGGCCCUCUUAGACCGGCCAAGCCUGCCGCAGGUGCUCUGUUGGGUGGAUUCGUUGGCCACGGUACACUAUCGCCUGCAAAAGUCAUCGCCUGAGACUGUGUCGGACCGUGAAACGUACCCCGCGCUGCGCCAGCUCUGCGCCGAGCCACCCCAGUUUGUGUGUAAUGGCGUCCUGCCGGGGCCUACCGCGCUGCGAGAUAAGGUGUCGCGAGGGCUCGGCAGUGUUCUACUCUUCCUGGCAAGCGAUGAACAGGUGUGUGAUGAGCUGGCGGAUUGUGUGGCUGUGACGACAGAAGGCACCGACGCCUCUGAACAGAACGGUGGUGCCAUGAUGGCCUCUAGCGGUCGGUCAGAAGAGGAAACAAAAGAUACAGCAGCGUUGGCUACGUCAGUGGAAAGUAUCGGAAACAGACCCUCGGAUCUAGGCGAACUGGGCAGCGGUAAUGAAUCUUUGGAGAGUCCUAGCGCAAUAAGUGAGUUCUGCAUAAGUAUUGAGGCCAGCACAGAUACAGAUAGUGGCGUACAGUUUUCAGAAGAGACCUUAUAUUCGGCACAAAUGGCGGAUUGUCAAGAUGGUGACAUUGAGCACAACGGGGACGUAGCCGACAAACUAGCCGCUAUCCACCUCGAUAACGAAAGAGAAGGCAGCUGUGUUGAGCGAAGUGUCAUCAGUUGUGAAGAAGAGGGCGAGAACCCGGCUGCCGUGAAGGAACUGACAGACACCCAGUCUGCGGUCUCACCAACCCCCUGUGACCCGGAGCCGUCUGAGCUGUGUGGUGUCAGUGUCUCACCGGCCGCCGGCAGUCCCGCCUGGCUGGCCGGCCUGCUCACUCGCCGCCUCUUCUACCUGGUACCCGGUGCAGAGCUCCGUGCGGGCCUGGGUGCGUUACCCGCCUCCGCACGAGCCCGGCUAUGGGGUCUUUUGCUCAGCGGCACUGAGGCGCGACUGGGGCCGUUCGCGGCUCGGCCCGGAGACGCCGCACUGGCCAUGGAGCUCACUGCGGGAGCUGAGCUCGACUGGCUGACUCUGGCGCGGCUGGCGGCGGGCCUGUGCCGCGCGAGUCCCAGCGCCGCCGCCGCCUUCUGUGUCCAGCAGAGCGAUCGGCUUAGUGCGCUGGACGUGCUGUACAUCUGCCGGUAUGCUGUCGCCCCUGGCCGCGUCGCUGCCGCAUUUACUGCAUACCUGACGGCGGCUGGAGGCUCGGUGGCGGCAGCGGUACUAGCUGACGCCGAGCUGUCGGCGGCCGUAGAGUCAGCGCUGACUGCCGUGUGGCGGCGGCAGGCGGUGCGGCUGCGGUGUCAGUGUGGCUGGCCGAGGCCGGGCUCCCACCUCGCGCCGCGGCCGGCCGCCAGUCUGCUGCGCCGCCUGUGUGCCGCCCGGCUGAGCGGACAGCAGCUCUCUGAGGAACUGUGGACACUCGGUGACUGGACCGGCUGGCUGCAGACGGGCGGUGACAGCUCCGACCGCCGGCCGCUGGCAGCUGUGCUUUGUCAGUUGGACGACUGUGCGCUGCUCCAGACAGCCGUCCCCCACCUGACCUCCUGGAAACCCGUGCUGACCGCACUGGCCGCCGGCCGCCCGGGCCACUGUCACAGCUGCGGGGACCCGCUCCAGUCGGUGGACGCGGCCGAGGGAGACCGGCGGCCCCUUACCGUUCAGACGCUGCUGGCGUUUGUUACCAGCCAGGAGGGACCAGCGGCGGCCGUACGGCUGCUGCAGACCGCUGCCGAAGUCGCACCGUGCCAGCUGACCGCCAGCUGCUACCGGGACGUCAUUCUGAGCACCAUGCUGAACCGCCGGGCGCCAGGACUGGGCCGAGCCUUCGGCGCCGAGACGCUGGGACUCCGUCCGCCUCCGGUGCCAGAGGAUGCCCUGGAGCUGCUGUUCAGUGAGCUGGGUCGGCCGGCGCCCCCUCCUCUGCCCGAAGUCCCCGCUCCCGGCGGCUGCACGCUGGUCUCCCUCACCUCCGACUGCCCGGCCUGCUGCCUGCCGCUCCGUAACCGUCACCUGCUGCAGCCGCACGGCGUGCUCACCUUCCGCUGCGGACACGCGUUCCACGCCGUGUGUCUGCUGCGCCGCGACGCCGGCAGCUGUCUGCUGUGCCGCCGCUGAGCGGAGCCACAGGUUCGGUGCGCCGGGUCUCGGCCAGAAGCGCAGCGGUCGGUCAGCCGCCCUGGGACGGCGGGUCGGUCAGCUGCGCUCGGAAGGGUGGGUCGGUGGGCGGGACCGCUCCGAGGGGCUGCUGGGGACGCUGAUUUGUUACCAGUCAUUGUCGUUUUCUGGUGGCAACCCUUCGUCAUUGUUAGGGGCUUGAACGACGGCUGUCAAGGCGUGCCUUUUGCUGGUGCCAACGAUUAAAGGGAGGGAAAGAGCUUUGAUGUAUAGGGCAAGGUAAAGUUGUCGCAUGCGGGAUAGCUUUUUCUCACGGGCUUACUCUUCUUGAAGUGCUAUUCCAAGAUGUAAACGAAUUGUAGCGUAGGGGUCGCUUCAUGGAACGUACUUAACAUGUCACGCCCGUAUAUUGCCGGCGUCUCGCCAGCCAGUCUAAUCAGCCAGUUGGUCUUCCGGCGGCACGUUCGGUGGCUGACCACUUCCAGAUCCCGUGCGGUAUCUACAGAACCGUCGGGCACGGACUGACCCGGGCGUUGCCUGUGGACACUAUUGUAGGUCAUGUGAUCGAUGCAUGUGCUUUUUGUACCAUUGCCGUUGUGCUUUUUGGGACGUGUUUAUAAUGGGACCGUUGUCGUCAUUGGGUUUCAUCAUAAACUUUUCAUGCAACAAUUAUUUUACUAACACAAUUGUAUGUAGUGCGUCGACGCCCGUGCCAAAACAUGUUGCUUCAUAUAUUGCGUGUUGGAUGUCCAUUCAUGCUCUGUUGGCCAUUGCGUUGGCUGAUAUCUCUAUCUUCAUUUAAAGGAACGUUAGGCUUGUUAGGCUGUCAUUCUGCGCGUCUAACAUCAAAGGUAAUGUUUUCCCUGAUGUGCCUUUUAAUCAUGUCGCUUUUUUGUCGAUCUUUUUAAUGUUAAGUCGUCAGAAACAUUUUAUAUUUUACAAUAACUCCAUUUCCUAUUGUAGAUAAAUUAAGUAGGGAUUAUCUUUUGCCAUGAAACUUUGUUGUCCGUGUGCGAAAUGUCAAAUGAUAGAAGUUGGUAAAAUCUGAAUGGGACCAACCAUCGAUGUCAUUCCCGUGAGCUGUUUAUUGCUGCUUUUUCGAAUAUGCCAGUUUAGCGUUACGGCACAUUAUAAAUACUUCGAUUUAAAACCAUCAACCAUGUGCAUGACCGUUAGUUCGUUCAGGAUCAGCUCUUUUGUGCUAUCGUGUGCUCUCGUUCCAUAUUUUGCGAAUAUGAAAGUGCCUUUUUCAGACAGUGCUGACGCUUAGUAAUGCGAGGUGCCAGUUUGGUCCGAAUGUGUCGUGCCUAUUGGCGAUCAGUGUUGUGAGGUCGUCCAGUCGGGUCGCUCUCUGCCGACGGGACCCACCUGGCUUAUCGAAGUUCAUUGACUGACCGUUAAGGCUGACAAAACUCUGUGCUGUGAGUGCGAAACCAGUGUGCCAAUCAUCCCCGCAGCGGGCCAUCCAUGCAUGCCCAUGUCGCGUCGACGAGGAUGUAGUUACUUCACAUAUCGGGGCAAGCUCACUCAUAAUCGAUGGCUGUUUCAUGUGAUGGGUGCCAAUACUUACCAGUGUUUUACUCAAUAUGUAUUCGAAAUAUGCUGCAGAUGCCGGCAACUCAAAUAUAUAUCUUUGUAUAAUCA